AUGAACUCUGUUGUCUUCUCUCCUUCAGCCUACUCCACAGUGUCCGGUGUGAACGGACCGCUGGUGAUCCUGGAUAAUGUGAAGUUCCCCAGAUACGCUGAGAUCGUUCACCUGACCCUGCCGGACGGCACCAAGAGGAGCGGGCAGGUUCUGGAGGUGAUCGGGAGCAAGGCCGUGGUCCAGGUGUUUGAGGGAACAUCAGGUAUCGAUGCCAAGAAGACGGCCUGUGAGUUCACUGGUGACAUCCUGCGCACCCCCGUGUCAGAGGACAUGCUCGGGCGUGUGUUCAACGGCUCAGGCAAACCCAUCGACCGCGGGCCCACCGUCCUGGCUGAGGACUACCUGGACAUCAUGGGUACGACCCCCCCCCGUCCCCCCCGUCUUCAAAAUGCUCUGAGCUGGACGGAUGUCUUAACAAGAGAGCUGCACCUUCAUACAAAAAUGAAAUAAAAAGAAAAUGCUGUU
Notothenia coriiceps (black rockcod) is the source of this 465-nucleotide messenger RNA. Its product is annotated as V-type proton ATPase subunit B, brain isoform-like. Gene Ontology annotation, molecular function: proton-transporting ATPase activity, rotational mechanism. Gene Ontology annotation, biological process: ATP metabolic process; proton transmembrane transport; vacuolar acidification. Bases 1 to 450 code for a protein of 149 amino acids. The transcript is spliced from 4 exons. NCBI's taxonomy places the organism in Eukaryota, Metazoa, Chordata, Actinopteri, Perciformes, Nototheniidae. The record is from RefSeq and is a predicted model, not a curated record.